Pelagomonas calceolata is the source of this 1370-nucleotide messenger RNA. The record is from the annotation of a GenBank genome assembly. NCBI's taxonomy places the organism in Eukaryota, Pelagophyceae, Pelagomonadales, Pelagomonadaceae.
AUCAGCUCUCCCAGCAUCCAGGGUGCAACGCAACAGCUCAAAUUGCAAGAUGGGUGCCUCGGGCGAGCUCCAGCGCAUAAAUCUUCUUGGCGCGGCGCGUCUCCGCCACUGCUGAGCAUGGCCUGCACGCCCAGCCCGAUGCAACCAAAGUUAUUGCCAAAGCGAUCGCCGCGCGCCUCCCGCCGGCCCAAAAACCAGCCGGCAGCGGUAUGCAUGCACGCGCGCUGCUCCCCGGCCAGCGCUAUUGCAAAAAGCUGCAUCGCACACACACAUCCACCAAGGACGACGCCUCACCGGUUGCUUGAAACGCAGGCGAACUCUUCGACCGCCUCUUCGGCGCCGGCGCCGCGGCUUAUGUAUUAGGCUUUGCGGUCGUCGUCUACGGCGCGACGGCGAGCGCGCAGGCGAAGUUAGGCGUGUCUUUACUGGCGUGCGCCUUACCCGCCUUAUUAUCGACGGAACUGGCGAGCGGAGACCACGUCGCCGGCGACGCGCUCGCGAACGCCUGGCUCCAGGAGUUUGUGGGCACGGCGGUCAUGGUGGUGCUCACGUGCAUGCCCGGCGCUUUGCUCGGCCACUUAGGUUAUCAAGUGGAAUGGGUCUUCCACUGGCUCAUGAUGAUGGCCGCCGAUUCAUUAACGGGGGGCAACGUCAACCCCCUCGUGUCGACCACCAUGGUCGCGGCCGGGCGAGAUAGCACGAAGGACUGGGUCGUGAAAGUAGCUGCGCAAUGUGGUGGUGCGGUCGUCGGCUGGAAGCUAUUAAUUGCGGCGGGCGAGUUCAUGGUCGGCGACGUGGGAGGGCCUUCUCCUGAUGAACAUCUUCCGCUCUUCUACGUGUUCUGGUCUGAAUGUUUAGGCGGCGCGACGCUGUGCCUGGCGGUCUGGGCCUUCGCGACCACGUCCAUCGGCGAGGUCUACGCGGCGAAGAUGGGCCUGAUCAAUGUUACUUUGAGAACGAUCAUAGUGUAUUUUGGCGCGACGGGCCCGGCCGUGAAUCCUGCAUUGGCUUUCGGCUACGACUUCGCCGUCGACGGGAGCUGGCCGACGAUGGAGGCCAAGUCGCCUUCUUAUGUAGCUUAUUGGGCCGGGGGGAUGAUAGGCGCGGCCGUCUCGGGCCUCGUCUGGAAGGUCAUCACGCAGAAACUGGACGAAAAGGCGCAGAUCGGCGCCGGCGUCGCGCUCAUCGGUGUGUGCCUCGCGGCGUGGAUCUUCGUGCUGGCCGUCGAGGCCCAGGCCAUUAGUGACGACACGGCCUUCGGGAAGGCGAUGGCCGCGCGCCACCCCGUCACGAAGCUGUUCGGGCGGAAGCCGAAGGCGCACCGCGAGCUCUGAAUUUGGGGCUACGCUAAGUUUAGUAGUCCACCCGAG